AUGCCAGGUGACCCACUGGACAACUCUACCAUCGGAGAUGCAUCACUUGCCGAGCAGCCACCAACUACAGCCAGUAUCAAGACUCUACGCACCACAGGAGACUCUUUUACAGAACUAGCUGAUAACUGGUUACAAGCUGCAGACUUUUACCAUGGUUAUCUUCCUCGUGAAGAUAUUCCACCUCUUCUUCUAAAAAAUGGCGAUUUUCUGGUACGAAUGAGUGAGGCUAACGUGAAAGUUGCUGAGAAAAAGAAAACCCAAAGAACAACUUCACGAGUAAUCUCAGUUCUUGCUCAUCCAGAAAGUAAAACAGAAUUUGUUCCACUAGACAAGAGAGCUUCAUUAAUUAAAAACAUUGUAAUAAUGCACAAAAAUAAAAAAUGGUGGAUAGAUCCUGCUGUACAAUUUGACACACUGGCAUCGCUGUUCGAAAACUACAUGACAAAACCAUUACUCGUUGAAAAGGAUACCGUAUUACUCAAGCGUGGCGUAGGUCUAUGCAGAUGGGAAUUCAAGCAUGGAAAUGUUCAAGUUGGUAGGCUUCUCGGAAGAGGAGCGUAUGGUGAGGUUAGGAAGGGAACUGUGAUACGAAAAAAUGGGAACAUUGUAAACGUCGCCGUAAAAACGUUAACGAUGAGAAAUGAGUUAACAAGGGAGCUUAUCAGGGAAAUCAUGAAGGAAGCACGCACCAUGCGAGAUCUACAUCAUCCAAACGUCGUAUCUCUAAUUGGAGUAGUUCUCAUCGACCAUCCACUGUAUAUAUUGUUGGAAUACGUUUCAGGUGGAGCACUGGAUGUUUAUCUACGAAGAAAAAGAACAAAAAUUACAAAAGGAGAGAGACUGUCUAUGGCGAUUGGUGUUGCACUUGGAAUGGACUAUAUCCAUAAGGCAAACGUGAUACACAGGGAUAUUGCAGCAAGAAAUUGUCUCUACGACAGAAGCAACACAGUAAAAAUAUCUGAUUUUGGUCUUGCUCGACAAGGAACGUCAUACAAAAUGAAAACCGCACAAAAAAUGCCAAUAAAGUGGAUGGCUCCUGAAAGCAUUCUAACAUUCACAUUCACUCAAAAAACUGAUGUCUACACUUUUGGGGUCUUAGUGUUCGAAAUUUUUGCUGCUACUGGUCCUUAUGAAGAUUUGCGAAAUAGUGUAGUGAAGAAAAUGAUAGUCGAUGGUGUGGUCAACAAAUUUCCAAGUAGCACUCCAGAUGUGGUUGUAUCGUUUGUGAAAGAAAAAUUAUGGUGUAAAGAUCCGGAUAAGAGGCCAAAUUUUGCAUCAAUAGUGGGUACGCUUGAAAAAUUAACAAUUUCACAAGCAGACAAAAUUCCGGAUGCUGCAGAUGAUCGAAGUGGUAUCAUUCCAAGCGAAGGAAAGACUACCGCCACAGUUGAUCUCGACAUCCCUGACCAGAAGAUUGCUAUUAGCAAACCGGUGGCAGAUACGAAAAAGUUGACAGUGGUCCCAUCAACGCCAAAAAAAGAAGUUGCCUCUAAGGAGGGGGUUUCAAAAGAUGUGGUGAAGAAAACUGCACCCACUAAAGAGCAGCCUCCCAAAGACACAAAACAGGAGGCUAAAAAGUCGAAGCCAGAAAUAUCAACUCGCCCAGCAGUUCAAGAUGCAUCUAGUUACCUGAAACCGCCAACGUCGGCAGACGUGCUGAAGCUUACUCAACCAGAUGUGGACUCCUGUCGUGAAAAAGACGAAUUAAAUGUGGAAAUCAGAACAAAACCUAUCUUUGGACGUAGAUCGAAAUUUAAGCGAGCCCGAAAAUAG
Molecule: messenger RNA, 1773 nt
Organism: Necator americanus (New World hookworm)
Lineage: Eukaryota; Metazoa; Nematoda; Chromadorea; Rhabditida; Ancylostomatidae
Exons: 13
Coding region: 1-1773 (590 amino acids)
Biological process (GO): protein phosphorylation
Molecular function (GO): ATP binding; protein tyrosine kinase activity
Source: RefSeq, a predicted model, not a curated record